This is a messenger RNA of Pungitius pungitius (ninespine stickleback), 1906 nucleotides long. RefSeq names its product probable basic-leucine zipper transcription factor N. The record is from RefSeq and is a predicted model, not a curated record. Bases 90 to 1385 code for a protein of 431 amino acids. The transcript is spliced from 4 exons. NCBI's taxonomy places the organism in Eukaryota, Metazoa, Chordata, Actinopteri, Perciformes, Gasterosteidae.
CAUGCAGCAAUUAGGAAGUUGUAAUACUAGAUAUUCUUGGUCUUCCUGAGAGCAGAGCACUGAGUCUGACUUCAGCUUGAGACCCCAAAAUGUCUUUUGGAUUUUCUGUGAGAGUGAUGGUGCUCUUUUUUGCUUUGGGGCACAAUACAAAUGCACUUGACACAAGUGGAGGCUCCAGUGGCACUAGGCCUCUCUUUGCUUAUCCACGAAGCCACAAGCCUGCUUUUGUGUCAACUUAUGAGCAUUCUGCACAGCCUGGAGGGUUUCUGGGUAGUUCUGGAUCCGGUCACAGUGGAAGUGGGCAAGUAGAUGGUUACAGUCCAUUUGGAAGUGUUUCUAGUUAUGUGCCUGACUCUCAGAUCCUUAGGAAACCCAAACUGAGCUCUCAGCAGCCACCUAAAGCUAACCCCAAUGCAAACAGUGUAUCCUGGACCAAUGGACCAAUGGAUUCUCAAAAUGUAAAAAGUAUCAAGUCAGGUAUUGCUUCAAGUAAUGCAAUUAUUAUGCAAUCUGUUAACGAGCCACAUGGCUUUAAUCCGGGCUACACUCAAGAGCAGUCCAGGCCCCAGCAGCUUCCCAAUUUCAAUACGGGCAACUUGCAGACGCCAUCCAAGCCCCAGCAGCUUCCCAAUUUCAAUACAGGCUACCUGCAGAGACGCCCCAGUCCCCAGCAGUUGCCCAGUUUCAAUUCUGGCUACCUGCAGAGGCCGGCCAAACCCCAGCAGCUGCCCACUUCCAAUAUGGCCUACGUGCAGAAGCUGCCCCAGCAGCUGCCCACUUCCAUCAUGGCGUACCCGCAGAAGCUGCCCCAGCAGCUUCCCAGUUCCAACAUGGCGUACCCGCAGAAGCUGCCCCAGCAGCUUCCCAGUUCCAACAUGGCGUACCCGCAGAAGCUGCCACAGCAGCUGCCCACUUCCAACAUGGUCUACCCGCAGAAGCUGCCCCAGCAGCUGCCCACUUCCAACACGGCCUACCUGCAGAAGCUGCCCCAGCAGCUGCCCACUUCCAACAUGGUCUACCCGCAGAAGCUGCCCCAGCAGCUGCCCACUUCCAGUACAGGCUACCUGCAGAGGCUGCCCAGGCCCCAGCAGGCGCUCACUUCCAAUACAGGCUACCUGCAGAAGCCAUCCCAGGAGCUGCCCACUUCCAGUGCAGGCUACCUGCAGAGGCCGCCCAGGCCCCAGCAGGCGCACGCCUCUAAAUCCGCCCACCAACCAAAGAAGCCCCAGGAAAGCGUGCUGCAAACCAAAGCUGGCAUGUGGAAGUUGUUUUCGGAUCCUAAUGAGCAGCCUGCCAACUCGAAGGUUGAUUCAGGAAAGUCAAAACCAAUUUCAAUGGCAUCUCCGUGCCAAUCCAGAGGGAAGCGUCCACUAGUGCCAAUGUAAAACCUUUCCCUCGCGGUUCCUGACAUCCUGAAAUUGAUCCUGGCAUUACAUUUUUGGGAAAAUAAAAGCUUUGAACUACAUUGACUGAAAUUGUCAUUUGAAACAUGCAAAUAUACGUAUGUGACGAUGCCCACUGAUUUCGCAAUUAUAAUACAAUAACUGAAGUUUACAAAAUGUAUACAAAUGUAAUUCCUGCAGUGAACGAGUUACACAAAUCUGACCCAGGUUCUUAGUCAACAAUGUUGAGCACUUUGCGAUGGUUUUUAAAGCAUGUAAUGCCAGAACAGUCUUGUUGGAAAAUAAAAUCCACGCCAUGGUUCAAAGUGUUGUAACCUGACUGAGUCCUAGCUCUAUUGUGCCAUUCAGGCUCAAAGACCUGUAUUUCUGAAACUAUUUUUUACAGAACUUUAUGAACGAUUCUGAGAAUGAUGUUUGGUCUGGUGCAGAAAUCGGGUUUACCUGACAUUUUUUUCCAUUAUUUGAAAGUACAGCUGGUAUAAAAUGUUUACACAAAUGUGCAA